AUGAAGCACGCAAUUCUUUGCCUGCAAAUCUCUCUGUUCCUCUCCAGCUUCUCCUAUUCGAUGCAGGCCCAAUACAGCUCGAUUUUUAGCUUCGGUGACUCCUACACCGACACCGGCAACAAGGUCAUCCUCUUCGGCCCGACGACGCCAGGCCUGCUGAUCAACAAACCGCCGUACGGGAUGACCUUCUUUGGGCAUCCCACCGGCCGCCUCUCCGACGGCAGACUGGUCAUAGAUUUCAUCGCCCAGGCACUGGGGCUGCCUCUCCUUCCGCCGUCACUGUCGAAGAAUCAAAGCUUCAAGCAAGGCGCAAACUUCGCGGUGGCUGGCGCCACGGCGCUGAAGACGAGCACGAGCCCAGCGGCGUUCUACCCGCAGGCCGCCGUCGGCAGCGCCAAGCCUCCUCCGAAUAACGUCUCACUCAGUGACGAGCUGGGGUGGUUCGACGCCAUGAAGCCCUCGCUUUGUGGCUCACCCCAAGCAUGCAAGGAGUUUUUCGGGAAGGCGCUGUUCGUCGUCGGCGAGCUGGGUUGGAACGACUAUGGCGUCAUGCUGAAGCUGAUCAACGACGGCGCCACGGCGAUCGUGGUGUCAGGGAUCUCGCCGAUGGGCUGCGCGCCGGGGAACCUGGUGAUGCUAGCGAGCCAGAACGGGGCGGACUACGAGCCGGACACGGGGUGCCUGAAGGGCCUGAACGAUCUGUCCAAGGCGCACAACGCGCAGCUGAGCCAGGCUCUGACGGCGCUGGGCGGCAGGUACCCGGGUACGCGGAUCACCUACGCCGACCUGUACGCGCCCGUGAUCGCGUUCGCGGCGGCGCCGGCACGGUUCGGGUUCGACGGCGCGGAAGGCGCGCUGCGGGACUGCUGCGGCGGCGGCGGCGGGAAGUACAACUUCAACCUGAGCGCCGCGUGCGGGAUGCCCGGCGUGGCCGCCUGCGCCAACCCGUCGGCGUACGUCAACUGGGACGGCGUCCACCUCACCGAGGCGGCGUACCACCUCGUCGCCGAUGGAUGGCUUAGGGGACCCUACGCCCGCCCGCCCAUUCUCGGGGCGUAG
This is a messenger RNA of Miscanthus lutarioriparius, 1059 nucleotides long. Lineage: Eukaryota; Viridiplantae; Streptophyta; Magnoliopsida; Poales; Poaceae. The record is from the annotation of a GenBank genome assembly.